This is a messenger RNA of Perognathus longimembris pacificus (Pacific pocket mouse), 1134 nucleotides long. RefSeq names its product granulocyte-macrophage colony-stimulating factor receptor subunit alpha-like. The record is from RefSeq and is a predicted model, not a curated record. Lineage: Eukaryota; Metazoa; Chordata; Mammalia; Rodentia; Heteromyidae. Gene Ontology annotation, molecular function: protein binding. Bases 1 to 1134 code for a protein of 377 amino acids. The transcript has 10 exons.
AUGGCCUGGCUCUCCGAGGCCCCCGCCCGCCGCUGCAGCUGCGACUUCAGGGCCUCGAGUGGCACCGGGGAGCCGAGUUCGAGGUCACGCUCGCCCUGCCCGGGGGGGAACCUCAGCCGGGGCCUGGUGUUCGGCAACCCGGGCCCCGAAGGCUCGGCGGCCGUGGGCCUCGCGUGUCACGUGUUCGAGGCCCGGACCCUGAACUGCUCGUGGGCCCCGGGGCCUCGGGCGCCGCCGGGGACUCGGUACAGCUGGGGAUCCGGGACGCCAGUGCCCCCAUCUCCACCUUGUCGGUUUCUAACGCCCCCCAGACCGGCCUGUACCGCGAGUGCCGGGCCGACGCCGCCGCCGCCGCCGGCCCCCCCGGCCCCCGGCUGGGCUGCGCCCUGCCCGACCCUCGCCGGCCUCCGCGCCCGGACCUACGCCCUGGUCACCGGCUCGAGCCCCGCGGGCCCCAUCCGCUUCCUGGACGCCUGGCUCUACGCCCGCGACAUCGGUGAGGGCGGUUUCGAAGCGCUUCGACCCCCCGCGCAACGUGAGCGUGGCCUGCGGCCCCCGGGCUGCCGGGCGUCGUGGGCGCCGCCCCGGACCUGGAGGCGGCUGAGCGACCGCGACUUCCAGUACCAGCUGGACCUGAGCGUGCGGCUCGGCGCCCAGCCGGCGUCCCGGGACCCCCCGAUCGAGGUCCCGGGAGGCUCGGGCAACUCCUACGCGCUGCCGGGCCUCGAACCCGGGCCCCGCCGCGCCCUGCGCAUCCGGGCCGGCGACGCCCGCACCCUGGCCUGGGGCGCCUGGAGCCGCGCCGUGGAGUUCGGGUCGGCGGUUUCGAGGGUCCCCGCGGGCCGGGCCGCGCUGCCCCCGCUGCUGGCGGCGGCGGCGCUGGGGUCGCUGCUGGCGUCGCUGGGCCUGGGCUGGGGCUGCCGGAGGCUCCUGGGCGCCCGCGUCCCCCGCGUCCGCGACAAGGUCACCGGCGGCCCCGACCAGGGUCCCCAGGGCGGUUUCAAGGGUCCCCAGGGGGAGGGGCUGAGAGUGGAGAGCGGUUUCAAGCGUCCCAUGGGCGGUGUCAAGCAUCCCCGUGGUGGUUUCAAGUGUCCCCAGGGCGGUUUCCAGGGUCCCCAGGGGGAGGGGCUGUGA